This is a messenger RNA of Girardinichthys multiradiatus, 2805 nucleotides long. It is a transcript of the gene rab6ba, whose product is annotated as RAB6B, member RAS oncogene family a. NCBI's taxonomy places the organism in Eukaryota, Metazoa, Chordata, Actinopteri, Cyprinodontiformes, Goodeidae. The transcript has 9 exons. Gene Ontology annotation, molecular function: GTP binding; GTPase activity. The coding region runs from base 266 to 814 and encodes 182 amino acids. The record is from RefSeq and is a predicted model, not a curated record.
ACCAACCAGCACCGAAGUCCUGUCGUUCUGUCCGCCGGCGUCCGUAGUCAUCCCCCUUCGUCCUCCACCUCAAAAUGUCCGUGGGUAAUGACUUUGGAAACCCUCUACGAAAAUUCAAACUCGUCUUUCUCGGGGAGCAGAGCGGGGAGGGGGUUGGCCAUGUGGUAUUGGUUUGGACAUGUAACAGCGACAGUAAUGUGCAGGACUGUGGGGUGUUUAAUUGAAGAAGCGAAAGGUUGGAAAGACGUCUCUGAUCACACGGUUCAUGUAUGACAGCUUUGACAACACAUAUCAGGCAACUAUUGGAAUUGACUUCCUGUCCAAAACAAUGUACUUGGAGGAUCGAACGCUCUCUCUCUCUGAACCCCAGGUGAGGUUGCAGCUCUGGGACACAGCAGGACAAGAGCGCUUCAGAAGCCUCAUCCCCAGUUAUAUACGGGACUCCACUGUGGCCGUGGUGGUCUACGACAUUACAAAUGUCAAUUCCUUCCAGCAGACAUCAAAAUGGAUUGACGAUGUGAGAACGGAGAGAGGAAGUGAUGUCAUCAUCAUGCUUGUUGGCAAUAAAACAGACUUGGCAGACAAGAGACAAAUUACAAUCGAGGAAGGAGAGCAGAGGGCUAAAGAACUGAGCGUCAUGUUUAUCGAGACCAGCGCCAAGACGGGUUACAACGUCAAACAGCUGUUUCGCCGUGUGGCAGCUGCUCUCCCAGGGAUGGAAAGUAUGCAAGAAACGGGCAAAGAAGGGAUGAUCGACAUAAAACUGGACAAACCCCAGGAGCCCCAGACCACCGAAAGCGGCUGCUCCUGUUAGUGCUCAAGGUUCCAUCCUGGAAAUCCACCAUCUACACCACACGCUUGUUACGUUGCUUCCCAUUGGUUAACCCGCUGUUGACGUUGCACGAUGAGAUCCUCGUUUCCUCACCCGACCAGUGGUCAUUGGUUGGAACGAGCAAUAUGUGAAAUUGGGUCUACUUUGUCAGCAAAAAUACCAAGAAAAGUUGUACAACUUGGUAAAACAAAAUCCCCGAAAAAGCCCUAAUCUGAACGUAGAUUUAUUUUCAUGGGGGAAAUUAAAAGCCUUCCUUGUUUUUUUCCUCGUAUUUUUGUGCAAUCAGGAGAAUCCCUCUGGAAGGUUUUUUUUUUUUCUUUAGGGAAAUGAGAACGCUGAGAGCCUGAAGAACAGACCGGACCUUAUUGUUUGCCACAGCAAUUCUUGGCAAUCCCGAAACUCCUGAUCCGUACAAGUUUUCCAUUUCAUAACUAUUCUUCAGUAUCUCAGAGCCAAAAACAGAACAGCCAAUCACAGCCUUCCUGCCUGUAGCCCUGCUGGUAUCCACACAUUUGUAUUUCAGAUGUUACGGAUCAAUCUGAACUGUAAAGUCCAGAGUAUGUAAUGCAUGCCUAGUUGUAAAGCAUAGGUACGGUCUACCUGUGUACACGAGUUUGAAAAUGUAAUAUUCCACCAGUGACUUGAUGCGCUGCGUCCACAACGUUCUAGGAGCUGGGUUUGUAUACUUGACCUCUGACGACCUUUUUGCCGUGUGUGUAAAUUUGUGCUUUCUGUAUUGACAGCAUUAAAACACAGUUCCACUGAGGGCCACUGUCACAUCGCUUCACUCCCACCACCUUUCAGCUCUUCAGUUUGUAUGUCACAGAUUGUGUCCAGCUGCUGUUGCAUUGUGGGAAAAUUAUUUGUUUAAUGAUAAUCUGCACAUGCAGAUUGCUGUAAAUGAGCAAUGAAGAGUCCAACCCUCAGCCAUGUGUGAGUGAACACAGUUCCCUUUGUGCAGAUGGAUCAACUACACCCUUAACAUUUUUCUGUUUCCUCACCGACUAAAGACUAAUUUGCACAUGUAGACCUUUCAGGUUAUGAAGUUGGAAGAAGCUUCAUUCUAAUUGUACAGUUGCUUAAUUCAAAGAUGUGUCUGAUUGUUAAAGAAAUUGUUACAUAACGUGAUAUCACAUUCGGGUUUUCUUUGCUGCUUGUGUUUAAACUGAAUGAAAUUUUGACAUGGAAUGUUUUAUUUCCUGCCUUUGGGGCCAGUUAUCAUAAAGUUCUGGUGGUAAAGUCAGCCAAUGCUAAGAACACUACUUCGAUGUGUCUUUGAUGUGAAGUCUUUACAGCACUUUUGCAGAAUGUGUUUUAGAUUUACAGUGAAAACGUAAGCUGUUAAAAAUGUGCAUCGUUAAUUUCCAUACAGUUUGGGGUACUGUGUCCUAGAGUAGAAGCAUUGAUUUAGGAAUCGUCUUCACACAUCUAUGUAUGGAAAAACUCUUCUAAAACUCUCUGUAACCAACAUAAUGAGCCAAAUACUGAAAAAACUGAUUAAUAUAUCACAACAAAUCCUGACCAGAAUACAAGAAUACCAAAAAAGUGCCAUUGGACUUCCCUCAACAUGCUAAAAAGAAGCUUUGUGUGGGUCUAUUUUACAACAGGAUGUUCUAGGCUCCUUAUCAUACAACCUUGUAAAAAAAGAAACGCACUCUCUGAGAAACAGCUCAAGGGUAUUUGUUUUUCAAAUUAAAUUUUGUGAAACUCCAUUGUAUUUAAACCCUUAACAUGUAAAAGUCCACCUUUAUUUGUUAACGGGCCAUUUCACCGUACCACAGACAUGGAAUGUGGGACAUAAAUGAGAUCUUUGCCUGUUGGAGCAGGGAGUAGCGGUGGUCUCCCUGCAGAUUUUUGUGAUUGUACUGUCAGAUCAGUGCAUCAAGCCUAAUUAGUGCUGACCUGGUUCUCAAUUACACUGUACAGAGAUCUAGCAUGUCUCCAAAUGGUUAAUAAAGAUGUCUUAUUACCAA